AUAUCAAAUCAUUUUUGUAAAGGCUAAUAUGAUGGUGGUGGUCUUUUAAGUCUCUGCGGAUUUGUAAUAAAUCUAAUACAAAAGUGGUGCAGUGAGUGUAUCAGUGCCUCGUGUCUUUUCAGUUUUUUUUAAAAGGACAUCAAAACACGUUCAUUAUGUUUAGUUGGCUUAAGAAAGAAGGUGAAAAAGCGGAAAAUAUUGAAAAUGUCGUGGAAGGGCUCAAGAGGAUUUACAAAACUAAACUGUUGCCUCUUGAGCUGCACUACCAGUUCCACGAUUUCCAUUCGCCGCAGCUCGAAGAUCCAGAUUUCGAUGCCAAACCCAUGAUACUUCUCGUGGGACAGUACUCCACCGGUAAAACGACAUUUAUCAGGUAUUUGCUAGAGAGAGAUUUUCCGGGCAUCCGUAUUGGUCCAGAGCCGACUACAGAUAGAUUUAUAGCCGUUAUGUUCGACGAAAAAGAGGGCGUAAUUCCGGGUAAUGCGUUAGUAGUAGAUCCGAAAAAACAGUUUCGACCAUUGAGUAAAUUUGGUAACGCCUUCCUGAACCGAUUCCAGUGUUCAACUGUCACGUCGGAUGUACUACGCGGGAUCUCUAUCGUUGACACACCCGGUAUCCUAUCUGGAGAGAAACAGCGUGUAGAUCGCGGGUAUGACUUUACUGGAGUAUUGGAAUGGUUUGCUGAGCGUGUUGACCGAAUCAUACUUUUGUUCGAUGCUCACAAACUUGAUAUAUCAGAUGAAUUUAGGCGCAGUAUAGAGGCAUUGAGAGGACAUGAUGAUAAGAUCCGAAUUGUGCUCAACAAAGCUGAUAUGAUAGAUCAUCAGCAGUUGAUGCGUGUUUAUGGAGCUCUGAUGUGGUCACUGGGAAAAGUUUUACAAACUCCUGAGGUUGCUAGAGUGUACAUUGGCUCAUUUUGGGAUGAGCCUCUCCGGUACGAUGUUAAUCGUCGACUUUUUGAAGAUGAAGAACAAGAUUUAUUUAAAGACAUGCAGUCUUUGCCAAGGAAUGCUGCCCUGCGUAAACUAAACGACCUUAUUAAAAGAGCACGACUUGCUAAGGUUCAUGCAUACAUAGUCAAUGAGUUAAGGAAAGAGAUGCCUUCAAUGUUUGGUAAAGAUUCAAAAAAGAAAGAUCUAAUCAAGAAUCUUGGUCAGGUUUAUGAUAAAAUACAAAGAGAGCAGCAAAUAUCACCGGGAGACUUUCCAGAUAUUAAAAAAAUGCAAGAGACCCUGGCCAAUCAUGACUUCACUAAGUUUCACCCCUUGAAACCCAAGUUGCUAGAAGUAGUGGACCACAUGCUGGCAACGGACAUUGCACGGCUCAUGGAUAUGAUUCCACAGGAGGACAUCAACAUUGUCAGUGAACCUCUGAUAAAGGGUGGUGCUUUCGAAGGUGUAGAAGACCAGGUCUCACCAUUCGGUUACGGUCGAGGCGAGGGCGUGGACGCCGGCCAUGGUGACCCAGAAUGGAUCUGCAGCAAGGAGAAACCGAACUACGACCGAAUCUUCCAAUCUCUGAACCCGAUCGACGGCAAAGUGACUGGCGCCGCCGCAAAGACAGAGAUGGUGAAGUCGAAGCUGCCCAACUCUGUGCUCGGCAAGAUUUGGAAGCUCUCCGACAUCGACAAGGAUGGCUUCCUGGACGAAGAGGAGUUUGCGCUCGCGAUGCACCUCAUCUCGGUGAAGGUGGACGGACACGACCUGCCCACCGAGCUGCCCUCGCACCUCGUGCCGCCCUCCAAACGGAACUGAACGCGCUGCGGUCCGCGGGCCCUCGACCAGCACAUUUAGUCUAUUUGUAAUUUAUUGAACUUUGUAAUAGAGAUAUAUUUGUUUACUGCACUGUUG
This is a messenger RNA of Bombyx mandarina (wild silkworm), 1850 nucleotides long. RefSeq names its product putative achaete scute target 1 (gene Past1). Gene Ontology annotation, cellular component: early endosome; endocytic vesicle; cytoplasm. The record is from RefSeq and is a predicted model, not a curated record. Lineage: Eukaryota; Metazoa; Arthropoda; Insecta; Lepidoptera; Bombycidae. Gene Ontology annotation, molecular function: cadherin binding; calcium ion binding; GTP binding. Gene Ontology annotation, biological process: cilium assembly; endocytic recycling; protein localization to plasma membrane.